AUGUACUGGUUCAACCCUCUUCUGGCAGCAGGGGUCUGCCUGGCUGAACUAAGCGCUGCACAAAUGGUGGCCUUCACAGAAUGGCCAGCCCACCUUACCCAUGGUGAAUCUGCCACAGUAAAAUGGCAGGGAGUACCUGAUGUUCCCGUCACGAUUUACCUGCGGAAAGGGGAUGCCAACAAUCUUGACCACGUCCAAGUCCUGACGACAAACGGUCGAGGAGGAUCCUUCACCUUCGUCCCUGAUGAUUCCUUGCCUGACGGCUCAGACUAUGCCUUGCAAAUCCAGCAGAAUGGACAGGAGAACUAUUCCGGCUUGUUGACACUUGGAAAUCCCGAUGGAAAGAAGCCAGGUCCUCCGUCGCCCACGACUCAAAACGCAAAGCCACAGACUCCCGCCAACCUGCCACCUCAUGAAGAUGUCUGGCCCACCGAAGUGGCAAAAGGGAACAAUGCCCAGUUCGCUAGUGUGGAUGACAUGUCCAAAGGAUCGACGGAUUUCACUUACGGGACUGCGAUGGCAGCCAAGUUGGAAACCAACGAUGCUCCUGUCGGAAGAAUUCGCCUUGGCUGGGCUCUCGCCUCGGUAGGAGCGUUGUUUUAUCUCGCUCAAUGA
Aspergillus clavatus NRRL 1 is the source of this 615-nucleotide messenger RNA. RefSeq names its product GPI anchored serine-threonine rich family protein. The coding region runs from base 1 to 615 and encodes 204 amino acids. NCBI's taxonomy places the organism in Eukaryota, Fungi, Ascomycota, Eurotiomycetes, Eurotiales, Aspergillaceae. The record is from RefSeq and is a predicted model, not a curated record. The transcript has 2 exons.